Molecule: messenger RNA, 1093 nt
Organism: Neltuma alba
Lineage: Eukaryota; Viridiplantae; Streptophyta; Magnoliopsida; Fabales; Fabaceae
Exons: 4
Coding region: 1-942 (313 amino acids)
Biological process (GO): rRNA processing; negative regulation of transcription by RNA polymerase II
Cellular component (GO): nucleolus
Molecular function (GO): DNA binding
Source: RefSeq, a predicted model, not a curated record
AUGUCGGAAGGACCUGUGGUACAGCCUGAAAUUAUUCUGGGUACACGUUUCGUCCAACGAGGCGACAAGUGGGUGCAGCAGUGCUUGGUUCAGUGGAAUGGCCCCACCCUAAAUUCGUGGGAAGAUAGAGAUCAGUUGUUGAACUUGUAUCUUGACUUGGACCUUGAGGACAAGGUCCUGGUUAAUGGGGGGAGUGAUGUAAUGAACGGAGCGGACAGCCCAAUACAAGCUUUGUUGCUGGCUGCACUGCCACCAAAUUCAUUCUCCUUGAUUUAUUUGUUGCUUUUCAGCCUCUGCAACACAAGAGCUACGAGUAAGCAAACACUUCUUCUCCAUGCCGAUGGAAAGAAACACAGGGCAAAAGCUCGGGCAUUCCAUGCUGCAAAGCAACAACCAACUCAGAUGGGCGCAUCUUCUCCGGAUGCAAAGCUUCCAGUGGAGCAAGCUUCCAAUGAUAAGGUCCAACUCAACAAUAAUGGACAGCAGACAAAAUUGCAAGAUCCAUCUGAACACAAUAACUUGAAAUCGGGGAAUGAAAUCUCUCAAUCAAAUAAAAAGAGGAAAUCUGAUGUGGCGGAGGAUGACCCUAACAGGAAAAAGGGCAGGGAUGACAAUUCAGGUGAGUUGGGAAAUGGGGAAGUAGUUCAGGCUGAAGGAGCAGAGGCUGGGAGAAAAGAAGAUCGUUUGAAGAAAGAAACGAUGGUUAAUGACAAGAAGAACAAAAAGUGGAAGAAGUUUAUCAAAUCAGCGUUGAAAUCUCAUCCUGACGGAAAAUUGAAGAUGAAGAAGUUGAGAAAACAUGUCUUGAAAGCCUUGCAGGAAUCUGGCGUUGAAGUUGAUGAAACUGAACUUAGUGAGGCACUUGAGCAUAAGAUCAAUUCGAGUUCCAGAUUUGCAGUUGAGAAGAAGUAUGUGCGGUUGGUGGCCAAGGAUGGUGACUAGUUGCAACCUUAUAAGCUGGAAUCCCUGGCUUUUAUUUGGUGAUAUUUUGCUAUUGUUUAGACGUUAAUUGAUAUCGUUUAGAAUUGAAAGGAGGCGGGUCCAUUUUUGCGUCUAAACCUACUGAGGAAGUGAAGGAGGACGAGGUUGUUUU